AUGGAUCAGCUGAUGAACCUCCUCUACCUGAACUUCUCAGAGCAGCUGAGCCUGCUGGAAGAAAACGCAAUGUCCUGCAGCGACUCCGUGGGGAACGGCACCUUCCUGAUUGUGGCGUACAGUGCCGUCAUUGCCGUGGGGCUGAUUGGCAACCUUUGCCUGGUGUGCGUCAUCGUCCAGCAGAAGGAGAUGCGGAACGUCACCAACAUCUUCAUCGCCAACCUCUCCUGCUCCGACAUCCUCAUGUCCCUCGUCUGCAUGCCCGUCACGGUCAUUUACACCCUGAUGGACCACUGGAUCUUGGGCGAAGUGCUCUGCAAGGCCAGCCCCUUUGUCCAGUGCGUUUCUGUCACCGUCUCCAUCUUCUCCCUGGCCUGGAUCGCCCUGGAGAGGCACCAGCUCAUCAUCAACCCAACAGGGUGGAAGCCGGCAGCCAACCACGCCUACCUGGCGGUAGCCCUGACCUGGGUAACAGCUUGCUUCGUUUCCCUGCCCUUCCUCUCCUUCACCAUCCUGACCAAUGAGCCCUUCCAAAACCUGAGCCUUCCCUUUGACCCCUUCGCCAACCACCUGGCCUGCAUCGAGCAUUGGCCGUCGGACCAUCAUCGCCUGGCCUACACCACCUUCCUCUUGCUCUUCCAGUACUGCCUGCCCCUGCUCCUCAUCAUGGCCUGCUAUUUCCGCAUCUUCCUGCGCCUCCAGCGCCGCAAGGACAUGGUGGAGCGGGCCAAGGAUGGCUCCCGGGCCACCAGCCACAGGAAGGUCAAUGUCAUGUUGGCGUGCAUUGUGGUGGCUUUCGCUGCUUGCUGGUUUCCCCUCACUGUCUUCAAUGCUCUCUAUGACUGGGACCAUGAGAAGAUCUCUGUGUGCUACCACAACUUCAUCUUCUCCCUGUGCCACCUGGCAGCCAUGGUGUCCACGUGCAUCAACCCCAUCAUUUACGGGUUCCUCAACAGCAAUUUUCAAAAGGAGGUCAAGGCCUUGCUGUAUCGCUGCAGUUGCAGCAGCGAGAAGGACAAGUACGAGAGCUUCCCGCUCUCCACCGUCAGCACCGAGAUCUCCAAAGCCUCGCUCCGAAGUGGGGGUGGCACCAGCGCCCAGGUGUGACUUCCGGGCUCCUAUGUAGUGCAACCCAACACCAAGCAGUUCCUUCCUUGGCACUGAGCGAGACAGGGAGUACCGUCACCCUUUGUGCAUAUUUCCAAAUCCUCUGGUGACUCUCUGCCUCCAGUCUCAUACCAAACCCG
Elgaria multicarinata webbii is the source of this 1247-nucleotide messenger RNA. RefSeq names its product neuropeptide Y receptor type 1-like. Gene Ontology annotation, biological process: G protein-coupled receptor signaling pathway. Lineage: Eukaryota; Metazoa; Chordata; Lepidosauria; Squamata; Anguidae. The coding region runs from base 1 to 1107 and encodes 368 amino acids. Gene Ontology annotation, molecular function: neuropeptide Y receptor activity; neuropeptide binding. The record is from RefSeq and is a predicted model, not a curated record. The transcript has a single exon. Gene Ontology annotation, cellular component: plasma membrane; neuron projection.